AUAACUUUUAGUGCUUUAUAUCGCAACGAGUGCUCUUAAUACGGUGUCAGUGUUUAGCCUCGUGCAUUACGACGCGCCGGGAUGUAAUAGUUAGCAGACAAGAUAGUUAGCGGGUGUCGAACGCACUGCGCUUAUCGGUACAAGACGGCCAGACCUGGUGAGGCGCCCUUCAGAGGGACAGACGACCGCUCACAAAAUGAAACGAGAUGACACCGCUCAUGGAAAGAUUGCUUAUCGUAUUGGCCAAACCGAGCCCUGUUGUUCUCCUUAAACGUGAAUUUAUGUUUUUAAUUCUUUACAAAAAUCGCGAAAACUGACCUUUGGCGCCCUAGGCGGCCAAAAAAAAAAAGAAAAUGAAGAUGCAUAAGUGACAUAUCACGCAACCUUGUAAUCUAUAGUUUACGCAGUUUCUGGUCUUUAUGUUACUAUAGAAAUGAAGAGCAGUUUUUCUAGUAUGAGCAUUUCUUUUCCUAACUUGUAAUAUGCAGAUAAGCCUUUUGUAGUGGGUAGAAAAAUCGCACUGACUGCGCCUUCGUCUUCUAUGAAUUGUUUUCACUCGGCUAUCGACAGAAUUAUGACGGUCGGGGGCCCGUCAGCCAGUCAUGACGUAAGCCUUUACUUUAGGAAAACGCAGUACAAGAAAGGUCUGAGCAACAACCCAAACUUAUUGUACCCGAUCAGUAUUUUCAAAAGUGAUCAAAAAGUCCAAAUAUAGGUGGAUAACCACAGUUGCACUCGCUCCUCUGAAAGCAGAACGAUGGGCGGCAUUUACAAUUUGCAAAGCGGGCUAACGGCAUCGCUCCAACUUCCUCAGCGUCGCUGGAGGACGACCUCUUUUCUUUUUUUUUUUUUUUAGCGGCUGCUCAGAUCGAAAAAUUCUGCUUGCAACAUAUCCCCACGUUUCUAUAUACUAACAGGGGUGAGCGUCUCACUGGGCCAUAAAAAAAAACUGGGUCCUUAAUAAUCGGUCGUUAGUCCCUUUAAAUGAACCGAUAGCGGAAGAAGCGAAAGGGCGUACGGAAUAACCCGAUAAAUAUAUAGUUAUUCACAACGACUAAAGAGAGGUAAUUUCUUCCACCCUUUCAAAGGUCAGCGUCACACGCUCUCACGGCCAAAGUAAAUUACCGCUCGGUAUAGGGUAUAGGUACGAACCGAGAAUGCUUUGCCAGGUCGUCUUCUCACGGCGCGCUUUCACGUUGCAGGCAGACCGCGACUGAGGAGUCUGCGAAGAAGCUGCCAAGGCGCUCUCACCCGCUGUCGCGCUUUCUCGAAAAGGAAGGAGGCGUCACACCCGCGAUGGCAUCACGGCAGGCCUCAAAACGGGCACCACGGCAGGAAUCGCGGCCGACGUCACCGCCAGCAAAACCGGCGGUACCACGGCCGGCACCACCGCCGGUACCACCGUCGGUUCCACGGCCGGCACCACCGCUGGCACCACUACCUGCUCCGGCACCGGCAGCAGGACCCGGAAGAGCGCAGACGCGGCAGCCCACGGUGUUCGCGCCGACAGCCGGAGUGCCUACGGCCGGACCCAUGGCCGGACCCAUGGCCGGACCCAUGGCAGGACCAAUGGCCGGACCCGUGGCCGGACCCGUGGCCGGACCCGUGGCCGGACCCGUGGGCGGACCUGUGGCCGGACCUGUGGCCGGACCUGUGGCCCGAAUGCCUAUGGCGGGAAAGCCGGUCGCUGGCGGUCGGAUGAAGGCGCGUCGCGGACCCUUCAUUCAAAUGCCGACGCCGGGAUUGGCGCCGCCGGAAGUGCCGCAGUACCGGGACUGCCCCGCGGGUCUGGAAUACCUGGCCCAGGUCGACCAUCUGCUUGUCCACAAGCAGGUGGCCUUGCUGGAAAGUUUCCUGCCGUGGGAGAUGGGGAACAAGUACGUCGUGAAGAACAGCAUGAGCCAGUUCGUCUUCGUGGCGGCAGAGCACAGCGACAUCGUCUUUCGCCAAUACACCCCAGACCGGUCCUUCCUGAUGUCGCUGGUCGACUACCGCAAAGUCGUAGUGAUGCGGCUUUUCCGGCCAGCUCGCUGCGACUGCUGCCUCUGCUUUUGCUGCCUCCAGGUCGACGGUGAAGAACAGCCUCGUUGUCAGUCCUCGCUCAGACUAGAAAACCUGGACUGA
Molecule: messenger RNA, 2124 nt
Organism: Dermacentor andersoni
Lineage: Eukaryota; Metazoa; Arthropoda; Arachnida; Ixodida; Ixodidae
Biological process (GO): plasma membrane phospholipid scrambling
Cellular component (GO): plasma membrane
Molecular function (GO): phospholipid scramblase activity
Source: RefSeq, a predicted model, not a curated record